AAGGGUUUGGUUUUCAAGUUAUAAGAUGCAUCUGUAGAUGAUUCACACCAGCAUCAAGAUGUCUGGACGAUCAGGCCGCGCCGAGACCCGAAGUCGCGCUAAAGAUGAUAUCAAAAAGGUCCUGGCAGCCAUUGAAAAAGUGCGCAAAUGGGAGAAGAAGUGGGUGACGGUGGGGGACACGUCCCUACGCAUAUUCAAGUGGGUGCCGGUGACAGAGACCAAGCAGAUCUAUCGCACCAAGUCUGCGGGCGGAGACGCCAGGGGGCUGAAAGACGUGGUUCUAGAAAACACCAGCUCGCUGCUGGAUUUCAACGAUGAAAACAGCAACCAGAGCUUUCUGUCAGAUGUCUACCAGUCUAAAACGGAUAACACCAGCAGCACUUCCAGUUCACAGCAAGUCAGCCCUCCGCAUAACUCCAGCCUCCGUAUGGAGGACUCCCAGCCCCCCAUGUUAGGCCAGGAAAGUGUGGACGAGCCAAUCCAUCCAGAAGAAGAAGGGGCAGAUGAACCUCCUACUCUGAUCAAGGAGGAUCUUCUAUCAUCCACCACUGCUAGACGGAGUGCUCCAAGCACACAGGAAGAUCUGGACGUCUCAGGAGCCCCUCCUCUAAAGAAGAUUUGCACAGGGGAAAACACUGUUCCGAGAUAACUUACCUAUAACUUACCUUUCAUCAGAACACAAACAGACCCUGUUCUAAGUUUAUUGUAAGCAUCAGCAUAGCAUUAUCUAAAUAAGUUCAAAAUAUUCAAUUCUACUUUUGAUGCAUGUGCUCAGAUAUUGUACAGAAGCGCAUAACAAACAAGAAAAAGAAGCUUUUAUUAUUAAGGCUCUUUUUUUAACUUGUGCUUAUGGUCAGAUAUGUUUCUCGCUUACCGUUUCUCCUUCGUGUUUUUCAGGAUGACAUUUAUGAUAAAUUGGUCUUAGAUCUGAUGCCCUGCUAUGUAAAACUGAUGACACAAUCUAUGUUUUCACAGCACAAGAAAAAUAAUGAUCAGUUGUACAAAACUACUGUUUAUCUAAUAUGUUCAUGCUCAGUUUGAUAAUAAUAAACUGUCCCCCGCUCCAAAAAAAACCAAAACUUUACAUAAUACCGGAAUGUAUGAUAAGGUAAGAAACUUUACUCACCUGUACCUUGCUUUUGCAUAUUUAUAUGUUAUAUUGUGAUUACAUUGCUUUGGCAUAUUUAUCUGUUAUAUUUUGGUAUUUUUAAACUUAAAAGCAAAUUUAAAAAGUAGGACUUUUUUACUUCAAUUUAUGCGGACAAAUGUUUUAGAAUACACUGUUUGAGAUCAAAUAUGCCUGUAAACAGCUUUUGCUCAUUCUUUCAAAAAAGGUAAAAUCUUUGUUUCCAGUUUAUGCAGAUGUUUAGAUGUGCCAAUCAAUAUGAAUACAAUGCAUGAGUUUUAAAAAGGGCAUUUAGGUUUAGCUCCUAGCUUUCAUUGUAAGCAUAAAAUGCAACUGUUCCUAUUCAUUGUGAUACACUUUACUCACGUUUAAAGGUGACGGUGUUAUUGUAAACCACUAUAAAUGUUAUUUUCAGUUUCAACUGAUGUCACCGGCCUUGGAAUAAUUCCACAACUAUGCAAUGUAUGUACAGCAGUUAAUGUACUAAAGCUUUGGUUGAAACUUACCAGACGUUGUGAAAGCAUCACCCAUAGAGAUAGUGUUGCUGUUUCAUCCUAUCGUCAUAAACUCUGGCUAUAAGCUUUGUGACUGUUUAUCAAAUCUCUUUCAAAUGGUGUCCUCAAAGUUGAUAUAGAAACCCAUUUAUGUCAUAAAACUCUCACCAUUUCUGUGUUCAAAAAUAAACUAUCUUAAA
This is a messenger RNA of Lampris incognitus (smalleye Pacific opah), 1820 nucleotides long. RefSeq names its product BAF chromatin remodeling complex subunit BCL7B b (gene bcl7bb). The transcript has 6 exons. NCBI's taxonomy places the organism in Eukaryota, Metazoa, Chordata, Actinopteri, Lampriformes, Lampridae. The record is from RefSeq and is a predicted model, not a curated record. The coding region runs from base 38 to 649 and encodes 203 amino acids.